This is a messenger RNA of Miscanthus lutarioriparius, 945 nucleotides long. The record is from the annotation of a GenBank genome assembly. Lineage: Eukaryota; Viridiplantae; Streptophyta; Magnoliopsida; Poales; Poaceae.
AUGGCGACGCCCGGCGAGCAGCAGCAGGCGGCGGCGGAGGAGGUCGUGUCCGUGGAGAUGCCUGCUCCCGACGGGUGGACCAAGAAGUAUACUCCCCAGAGAGGGGGAAGAUCUGAGAUUGUUUUUGUAUCACCAACUGGCGAGGAAAUUAAGAACAAGAGGCAACUAAGCCAAUACCUGAAGGCACACCCUGGAGGCCCUGCUGCUUCAGAGUUUGAUUGGGGAACUGGUGAUACUCCAAGGCGUUCUGCUCGCAUUAGCGAGAAAGUUAAGGUAUUUGAUAGCCCAGAGGGCGAGAAGAUCCCAAAACGCAGCAGAAACUCAAGUGGUAGGAAGGGUAGGCAGGGGAAGAAGGAAGAAGCCCCUGAAACUGAAGAAGCCAAAGAUGCUGAAACUGGCAAGGAGGCUCCAAGUGAAGAUGCUGCAAAGGAGACUGAUGUGGAGAUGAAGCCUGCUGAAGAGACUAAGGAAGCUCCUGCUGAAGCUGAAGAUGCUGAGAAGGCUGCAGACAAGGCUGAUGAUGCUCCUGCUCCAGCACCAAUGGAAGAAGAUAAGAAAGAAACUGAGAAACCAGCUGAAUCUGUUGUAGCUCCUCCUGCAUCAACGGAGGAGAAGAAAGAAGAUGCCAAGCCAGCUGAGCCUGAAGCUGCAGCCCCAACUGAGAACUCAGCUCCUACUCCUGCUGAGCCUGCUGUUGUUCCUGCUCCAGCGCCUGAGACGAAAUCAGAUGCUGCUGCUGCUGAUCCAGCGCCUGAGACCAAAUCAGAUGCUGCUGCUGCUGAUCCAGCGCCUGGAACCAAGGCAGAUGCUGCUGCUGCAGAUCCAGCACCUGGAGCCAAGCCAGACGCCGCUCCAGUAGAGAACUCCGCCGACAAAGGCGGAAACCAGGAGAGCCAGCCCGUCAACAACGGGCAGCUGCCGCACUCAACGGUGAAGUGCAUCUGA